AUGGGAGAAAUCAAGGCACUGGCGUUUACAAAUGCCAAUAGCAUGGAAGGAACAAUUCCUCCUGAGAUUUCUUUGCUGGGAAAAAGCUUGCAGUCCAUCGAAGUGUUCGGGCAAUUGGAUCUCAAGGGCACCAUCCCAACUCAAGUUGGACUACUGACAAAAUUGACUCAAUUAAUAUUGGUUGCAACAAAUAUUGUUGGAACACUUCCAACCGAGUUUGGACAACUGCAGAGUCUUCACUGGCUUCAACUUGUUCUGACACCAAUUCAUGGGCAUAUUCCUUCUGAGAUUGGACAACUGAGCAAAUUAUCAACAUUUACUGUGGGGAAAGUUGAUCUAACAGGUUCAGUACCAGGUGAGCUUUACAAAUUGCCUGCCCUGCAGUCUCUAGAAGUUCUUGAGUGCCCUGGGCUGGAAACUGAAUACAGCCUUCAAGAAGUCAUUCAGGCUGCAAAAAAGCUUCGUUCGCUUAUGCUAUCAAGCCAAAGCAAUGGGACAGUAAUGUCAAUUCCAUCUGGACUUGGAAAGCUGACAGAACUGGAACACCUCUAUUUGGUUGACUGGACAAAUCAGGGCACCUUCCCGAGUGAGCUUGGGCAGUUGACAAAGCUGACCACCCUGGUAUUGGAUGGGAAUUCUAUCUCUGGAACUUUGCCCCAUGAGGUCUUUGAACUGACCGAGCUGACCAACCUCAAUGUUGGCUCCAACCAGUUGCAGGGCACACUACCGCCAGUUCUCUUUUCCAAACUUUCCCACCUGCAGUUCAUAGACAUCAACGGCAGAACAGGCACUGUUCCUACAGAAGUGGGCCAACUGUCUCGUCUCAGGAAGCUAGAAUUUCAGAAUACCAACCUUUCUGGUACCCUCCCUACAGAAAUACUUGCACUGGAGAAAUUGACCAGCUUGGUAGUCACAGACACAUCCUUGUCCGGCAGCAUCCCUGAAGAGCUGUGUGACAGAAUGUACCAGCAGGAAGUGAAAUGCUAUGGUCCUCCACCGUGUAAAGUCUUCCGAGUGAAUACCAGCACAACUGCUUGCCAUGGCACUUCCCUCUGUGGAUGUGAUUGUGGUCCUUGCAAACUUGACUAG
This is a messenger RNA of Seminavis robusta, 1089 nucleotides long. Lineage: Eukaryota; Bacillariophyta; Bacillariophyceae; Naviculales; Naviculaceae. The record is from the annotation of a GenBank genome assembly.